CAAUUACUUUUGGAAAGACAUGAAGUCAUUUACGCGUGAAGAAGUGGAGAUACGCUUCAAUAGUGAUGACGAAUCUGAAAUGGAAGAAACCAAGAAUGAUUUCUCAGAAGGAAGAGAAAGAAGUUUAGAUUCGUCGGAUGAUAACCGAAUUGACCGUGCACUUGACAUAGAUGUCCCUGCAGAUGAUGUCCCUUCAGACCUGACAGGGCCCUCGUGCCCUCCUCCAGCGCCAAGGCAGACAAGGGCCAGACGGAGUGUGAGGAUAGCAGUCAAGAAGAGAGCACCCACACCAUCGCUGCCUGCAGAUGACGUCCCUUCAGGCCUGCCAGGGCCCUCGUGCCCUCCUCCAGCGCCAAGGCAGACAAGGGCCAGACGGAGUGUGAGGAUAGCAGUCAAGAAGAGAGCACCCACAUCAAAGAGGAGCACUCCUGCCCCACUGGUGGACAGAUGGCAUGACGGUUCGGAGGAGGAUGUGUGCCCCCCACCGUUUCCAUUCUGCCCUAAGAGGACACCUGGACCGCGGCUGGAUUUCCAGGCUUCUCAGGCAGCUGUUGGGGGAGCCACGGCUUCUGAGUCAGCAGCUGUCGGGGGAGCCACGGCUUCUCUGCCACCAGAGCCAGAGAGGCGGCCACUGUCAUGUGUCCCAGUAAUAGUCUGUGAACUCUCCGAUGAUCCGAGCCUGAAAGCCACCAAGGGGAGGAGGAGGUGCAAACUCUGCCAGGCCCUCACUAUGUGGCUAUGCAGGGCUUGUAAAGUGCCUCUGUGCAUAAUCCCAGGGCGCUGUUGCUACACAUUGUGGCAUGAUGCCAAAAGCAGUCAGCGUGUCUGAUUUUUUUUUUUUUUAUACUUUUAUUUGUAUUUUUUUUAUAUACAUAUUUGUAAAUAAAUCUUUUUUUGUGUACUUUUUUGUAAAUAGUUCAUUUUCCUUUGCCUCCUAAAAUCCAACCCCUCAUCCACGUUGUAGGAGGUGGUAACAGCACAUUACAUGUCAGGCAUUUGCAAUUGUUCUGGCUAACGGGGCUCUAGUGUGGACAUUUUAUUCAUU
Clupea harengus (Atlantic herring) is the source of this 1045-nucleotide messenger RNA. Its product is annotated as microtubule-associated protein homolog maph-1.1-like. The coding region runs from base 20 to 829 and encodes 269 amino acids. Lineage: Eukaryota; Metazoa; Chordata; Actinopteri; Clupeiformes; Clupeidae. The transcript has 2 exons. The record is from RefSeq and is a predicted model, not a curated record.